AUGGAUGUGCAUGCGAAAGUGGAAGAGUUAAAAAAAGCAAUUGUCUUGUUUGAGGACAUGGUGGCUAAGUAUCAGAUAUUGCCUGCUGCUCUUACUUGUACUGCUUUGAUUAAGGGCUUUUGCCGUGGGGGUAGAAUGGAUGAAGCCAUGGAGUUGCUUAAGAUGGCAGAAAUGAAGUGCAAAGCAGAUUUUGUAACUUCUAAUGUGUUGCAUAUCAUUGGACCUCUGAUGUUGAAUGAUGACCUUAAUGAUCUUGAAUUUGGACGGUUUGCAUAUAAUUAUGAUUUAGAGUUACAUGAAGAAAUGCUUGAUGAAGUUUCAAGCAAUAUAGAGAAGGAAGCAGAAUCAAAGUUCAUCGAUCGCUUGUUGCCGUCUGUGAAAUAUGAAGAAGAUGAAGAAAUAAAAUUGAAAUAUGAAGAUUGUGCAAUAUGUUUAAAUGACUACAGAGAUGGAGAGUUAUGCAGGAUUUUUCCAAUGUGUAAGCACAUGUUUCAUUCAGAUUGUAUAGACAUUUGGUUGGAGAAGUCUUUAACAUGCCCCAUUUGUCGUCAAUAUGUUUUUGGCUCAUCAUGA
This is a messenger RNA of Manihot esculenta (cassava), 573 nucleotides long. RefSeq names its product RING-H2 finger protein ATL16. The coding region runs from base 1 to 573 and encodes 190 amino acids. Gene Ontology annotation, molecular function: protein binding. The record is from RefSeq and is a predicted model, not a curated record. The transcript has 3 exons. NCBI's taxonomy places the organism in Eukaryota, Viridiplantae, Streptophyta, Magnoliopsida, Malpighiales, Euphorbiaceae.